AUGUCGAUAAUAUCAAAUCUCCGAAACGAAAUCUUGUCUCGAGUAGACUGGACUCUAAUAUUCGCUGUAAUAGUCUUUGUUUAUAUCUUUAAAACAUACCGAUUAUACUUUACAACACGCAAGAGCCGCCCACCUGGUCCGAUCCCUCUACCAAUCAUCGGCCAUUUACAUCACGUUAUCGGUAAUGUGGCCGACAAGAAAUCACAACUCAAUGACAAAUAUGGUGAACUUUGUGAAAUUACCAUGUUUGGCUAUCGUUGUGUGAUCAUCAGCAAACCCGAAUACCUCAAGGAACUCUUUAGCCCAAACGUUUAUUCUCCAUUUUUACGACGACUGCCGGUCAGCGAAGGCUUCAAAGCCGUGGGAAUGGACUGCGAAGGUCUAUUGCUCAAUCACGAUGUAGACAAAUGGCGACACAACCGAAAGUUUUUCACAAAAUCACUAUCCCCACCAUCGUUUAUUAAACUCAGUGUUAAAUAUACCGCUGAAGCAUGCGCCGAAUUAACCAAAUAUUGGGGUACAUUGAAACAUGACCGAAUGGUCAGACUAGACGAAUGGUAUCGUGCAUUCACCAGUGACAUGAUGGGCUUGGUUGCAUCAGGUGCAAAAGAAGACUCGAUGCGAAUCUAUUACGAGAAAUUACAUGGCUUGAAAGGUCAAGGAAAACAAACCAAAUCACUCAGCCGCGGGGAGCAAUAUCGUCUCCUUCGAACCGAAUACCCGGACGCACUUGCCUUUUUCAUUUUCGUGCCAAAAAUUCUGUGGUCUCUCCCAAUAAUACGAAACCAGGUUCAACGUUAUCGCAAUGUUCUCGACAAUCUCACAAGCUUUGAGGUCGAUUUUAUCAACAAACGCAAGGAAUCGCUCCAAAAAACGGAUCAAAAAGACAACGAGAAAGAAAGCGUACGAGAUGAUUUCUUAACAAUGCUUCUAACUCAAAACGGUGAAACAGAUUCUUCAGCGGAUAUCAUAAAACAAAACAUUCGCGAAAUGUUUAGUGCUGGUACUGGCACUACCACAAGUGCUCUUUGCGCCGUGGCUUAUUUGCUUGCCAAGAAUCCCGAAUGCGAAGAGCGCAUGGUCAACGAGUUGUUCAGUGUCCUCGGGAAGGAUAGAAAUAUCGAACUUGCUGAUCUCUCCAAGUUGACGUAUACCGAGAUGGUUAUUAAUGAGACGAUGCGAUUGUAUCCCGUGGUGCCUCUUACAUACCGAUACAGUCCAAAAACCGAACUUAAAAUUGCGGAAUAUGUCUUUCCAGCCAACACAAUUUUCACCAUCAAUCUUGCUCAUAUGCACCGAAAUCCUCGAUACUUCCCUAAUCCUAACGCAUUCGAUCCUGAGAGAUUUGCUGGUAAUUGGAAAGAGCGAUAUCCUCAGUAUGCAUUCUCACCUUUCGGUCAAGGAGUAAAAGCAUGCCCUGGCAGGAACUUUGCAAUGGCAGAGAUGAAGACUAUCCUGGCUCAGGUAUAUCGCAAGUAUACGUUCAAGCUAGUCAAACCCGAUGAGCCACUUCACUUUAAGUUCUCGUUGGUCAAUGAUAUUAGUAAGUUAGAAGCAUAUCUCGAAGAACGCAAGGUUUAA
This is a messenger RNA of Paraglomus brasilianum, 1581 nucleotides long. NCBI's taxonomy places the organism in Eukaryota, Fungi, Glomeromycota, Glomeromycetes, Paraglomerales, Paraglomeraceae. The record is from the annotation of a GenBank genome assembly.